Messenger RNA from Megalopta genalis, 2543 nucleotides. It is a transcript of the gene Yod1, whose product is annotated as Yod1 deubiquitinase. Gene Ontology annotation, cellular component: cytosol; nucleus. Gene Ontology annotation, molecular function: cysteine-type deubiquitinase activity; protein binding. Lineage: Eukaryota; Metazoa; Arthropoda; Insecta; Hymenoptera; Halictidae. Gene Ontology annotation, biological process: endoplasmic reticulum unfolded protein response; ERAD pathway; protein deubiquitination. The record is from RefSeq and is a predicted model, not a curated record.
ACUAGAACGUGGGCAUCCUAACCGCAACAAAAUCCGUCGAUAGCGCAGAUUGCUGUGUUCAGUUACGUAUUAAAAUACAAUGAUGAAGAAUGAUGAAUAGGAAAAGAUAGUCGGUAUCAACAGUAUCCGAGAACGCGAGUACGUGAUGGAUUACGUGUGAUCGGAGGUUCUCUCUGUUCGUGAUAUGAUAAUCGUCCAGAAGACGAGGAAAAUUGGCUCGUGGUGCUGUUCUAACAGCUGAUCAACGGAGAGAGGCAAGAGAGUCAGAAUCGUGGGGAAAAAUUAAAUCGUUCUGGUUGUGACUCGGGUGUCCGCGGCGAAACGAUGGCUGGAUUUGUGUUGAGGGUCAAAACGAAAUCAGGUCAGAAGGUCGUGAAUGGGUUAGUGCCCCAGGACAAGGUAUUCGAAUUGAAAUCGAAGCUGGCCGAAAUCACGGGCAUAGCAGUCGAUGCGCUCCACGUUCUCGGUGGUUUUCCACCGAAAGCGAUCAAUCUGAACGACGAGUCGACGACGAUCGAGAAGAGCGGCAUCGUCUCAGGGGACACUCUGAUCGUCGAGGAAAAGCCCGCCCAGUUCAACGGUGAACGAAACUCCGACGAGAUCGGUCGAUCUCACAUCGUCAACGACGAGAGUUUCGUCAAUACGCCCGGUGUUUUGAUGAAAAAAGACGUGCCUGCCGAUAACUCCUGCUUGUUUACCAGCGUCGGCUAUGUUCUUAAUGGUAAGGUUGAUCCCAGUUGUGCUAGUUUUAUGAGGGAAAUCAUAGCAAAUGCUGUGGCAGCGGACCCAGAGGAAUAUUCGGAAGCCUUCUUAGGUAGACCAAAUCUUGAAUAUUGUAAGUGGAUUUUGAAGCCGGAUUCUUGGGGAGGAGCUAUAGAAUUAUCGAUACUGUCGAAAUUCUACGGUCUGGAAAUAGCUGUAAUCGAUAGUAUCAAUGCGAUUAUCAACCGGUUUGGAGAAGAUCAACAUUAUGCUCAAAGAGUGUUUUUAAUAUUCGACGGAAUUCAUUAUGAUCCCUUGUAUUUGGAACCAUUAGAUUUGCAGGGUGGUAGUAUACAAACGAUUUUUCCCACAGAAGAUAAAAGGAUAUUAUUAGAGGCUGCAGAAUUAGCGAGAGAAGCGAAAUCUAGUCGUCAAUUCACGGACGUUCAAAAAUUCACUCUAAUAUGCAAUGAUUGCAAAGUUAAAUUAAACGGACAAACAGCCGCUCAACAACACGCAAUAGAAACUGGGCAUAUGAAUUUCGGAGAAGUAGCGGCAUAGCAAAAUAAAUCUGUCCUUUGCCAAUUAUCAUUUACUUUAGACCAGAUAACUGAUUGAGAAUCCUAUUAAAUCCGAGUCUCGUGCAGAAUUUUCUUCUAAAACGAGGCUUGCAAGGAAACUGGCUAUUUGAUACAAAUGUUAUUGUUAACAGUAAAUAAGUAGUGCACUAUGAGGAUUGUUUAGACAAUUAAUCCACACAGGUUUUUAAUUUUGACUAAAGAUUUAGGAUUCUUUGAUUAAAUUUUUCUUCAGACAAUUACGAGUGUAUUGUUAAUGCAUACAUUUGAAUCCAGAAGUCCACAAAAUUACUUUUUAUAUAUAUGUUAAAGAUUUUCUAAGAAUUCUUGUUAUAUAAUUGAUCACGGUUUAUAUGAUUAUGUUGAUUAUAGGUUGAUUAGGUUUAUAACCAGUUCGUAAGUUAUGCCCUCUUUAGCGAGAUUAAGAAUCUGUGAUACUUGGUUGAAUUUGCCUAAACGGAAUUCAUAGCCAUGACUGGCAGAGAAUGUGUUCCAUGCCAUAUAUAAGUAAAUCUUAAGAGAAAGAUGCGUAUCGCGAAGCGAAAUCAGGUUUAAUUAGUUUCGCUUUUAACGAGCAAAUCGAUUUAGCACUGUUAAUAGUAAAUUUUAUAUCGAUAAACGACUGUUCAUAAAGGAGAAGAUAGAACAAAAAAAGAUGAAUUACUAGUAAUACAAGUAACAUAACACUUUUAUCAAUAAAAUCAUGUUACUCAUUGAAUAUUGCAGAGUGUUGUCUUAAAAGUUUGAUCUCUAUGCUAUGAUAGUUUAAUUUAUGGUCCAAAUAUGUAUAUGAUAGAAAUUAAACGGUAAAAGUGUAUAAUUAAAUAAAAAUUAACAACUAAACCUUUAUUAUAUACAUAUGUAACAUUAGGAUAUCGUAAUUAUUUUGUUAUCGAGAUUUUUACUUGAUUCAACAAGCACUAGAUACAUAUAAGAGUUCCAGAUGAAGGAACGAUCAACAAGAUUUUUGUAAUAAAGAAUAAUAUUUAUUAGAAGUACAUCAAUCUAAUGGAAGUCUUUUUUAUGUGCAAAGAUGUAGCUGAUAGCGUCAUCGUAAUCCACACAAAGAAUAAGAAACAGUGCAAUUGUUGGUAAGGAAAAUCAUUGCGAAUUUAUUAGAUCUGAGUAAAGGGAUUUGCAAUUGUUCGUUACUCAGGAACUACUAAUAAUAGAGAUUUACAUACUUAUAUUUGUAUGGCAGUAUAGUGCAUUUUGUAAGCUCCAGCCUUUCGACAAAGCGAAAUAAACAAGCUAUUUACAUUA